UAAAUUUCAUAAAUUAUUACUCGUUCCCAAUAUUUUAAUAAUGACUUGCCCAUACCUUUCUGGUCGUACUAUGAUAAAUAUACACGAGGAUGAAGUUGAAGCUGAGAUUAAUCGAAUUAAUGAGGAAUCGUCUAGGCAGAGUGAGCAACUACCAUCAAUCUCGAGCAGUGUAAGCGAUGGGGUUUACAAAGCAGCGAUCUUUACAGAUCAAAUUUCGUACAAUGGAUACUUACAGCUUGAUAAGCUGUUGGAUUGUCAAGUAAUGCGUUCAAAUGAUGGAAAGCGUAUUAUUCCAGAUGAGCAUCUCUUCAUUAUAACUCAUCAGACUUAUGAGCUUUGGUUCAAACAAUGUAUUAUAUUAAAAAUAGAGUAACACCCCGUCCCACGAACCACGACAAACCCUCAACUGGAAACCCCGAUCCCUGACAUUCACGACCUGAAGGAUCAGGUUGCUACCCUGAUUGAAAAUACCGAAUAAAUGUUUAAAAAUAUAA
Molecule: messenger RNA, 494 nt
Organism: Meloidogyne enterolobii
Lineage: Eukaryota; Metazoa; Nematoda; Chromadorea; Rhabditida; Meloidogynidae
Source: the annotation of a GenBank genome assembly